UUCCCUCCAGCUAACCUGAAAGCCACGAUACGUAGCCCAAACAGGAAUCCCAUAAAUCGCCACGUUUCUGCCCUUGCAUCACCUUGAAAGCAUUCUAUUCUAUUCCUACUCCUCGAAACCUCGAAGCACCGCGACAUAGCUAUCACCAUCAAACCCCUAUUCUCACCAACUAGCAAAGAUGACUACCACCGUCCACGUCGAGAACAUUGCCGCCGCAACUGGCGAUGCUGAAGUUAAGGACUUCUUUAGCUUCUGCGGCAAAAUUACCGACAUUAAGGUUACCACCGAGGGCGAGACGAAGAGCGCAGAGGUCACCUUUGAGAAGGAGACGGCCAUGAAGACGGCGCUUCUCCUCAACAACACACAGCUCGGUCCCAACCACAUCAAGGUGACCAGCGCCUCUGGCGACUCUGAGGACGAUGGCUCGCACUUUGCUCGACAGGGCAACAACAACGAUGAGAUUACUCAGGAGAUGAAGCCCCGCACCCGCAUCCUGGCCGAGUACCUCGCACACGGCUACGUUGUCGGUGACGCAACCAUCCAGCGCGCCAUUGAGCUGGACCACAAGCACGGCGUUUCGUCGCGAUUCCUCAGCACUCUCCAGGACCUGGACAAGAAGUACCAGGCCACCGACCGCGCCAGGACGGCCGACCAGAGCUACGGCAUCUCCCAGCGCGCCAACAACUUCUUCACCGGCCUGGGCAGCUACUUUGAGAAGGCCAGCAACACACCUACUGGCAAGAAGAUUGCGCAGUUCUACAUCGACGGCUCAAGACAGGUGCAGGAUAUCCACACCGAGGCCCGGCGACUGGCUGAUCUUAAGACGGAGGAGCACGGCGGCAGCGCGUACAAGGCGGCUGGUUUUGAGAAGGUCUUUGGCAAGGAGAAGAAGGAGGAGAAGCCUGCAUCUGCUCCUGCGCCUGCCGAUGCUACCACUGUCCCUGGAACAGCCGCUCCCGCUUCAGGAGUCCCUCCUACCGAUGCCAAGAGCGGUUAAAGGAACAAGAGUCAAUAAAUUAAUCGCGGGGUUAUGUUACAAGUUGUGAAUAUUAGUCUUCUUCUCAUGAUUAGUUCAGAUGAUUUCUUACGCGAGUGUUAUGGUUUCAAAUCACGGGCAAAGGAUAGUAUAGCGACGCAAUGAUUGAUGCUACGAAUGACUAUUGUACAAAAUACCAAUCUUUCCCCUA
This is a messenger RNA of Trichoderma virens Gv29-8, 1187 nucleotides long. RefSeq lists its product as uncharacterized. Bases 179 to 997 code for a protein of 272 amino acids. The record is from RefSeq and is a predicted model, not a curated record. The transcript is spliced from 2 exons. NCBI's taxonomy places the organism in Eukaryota, Fungi, Ascomycota, Sordariomycetes, Hypocreales, Hypocreaceae. Gene Ontology annotation, molecular function: RNA binding.